AUUCAUUUUCUACCGCUUAUCCGAACUACCUCGGGUCACGGGGAGCCUGUGCCUAUCUCAGGCGUCAUUGGGCAUCAAGGCAGGAUACACCCUGGACGGAGUGCCAACCCAUCACAGGGCACACACACACACUCUCAUUCACUCACGCAAUCACACACUAGAGACAAUUUUCCAGAGAUGCCAAUCAACCUACCAUGCAUGUCUUUGGACUGGGGGAGGAAACCGGAGUACCCGGAGGAAACCCCCGAGGCACGGGGAGAACAUGCAAACUCCACACACACAAGGUGGAGGCGGGAAUCGAACCCCGACCCUGGAGGUGUGAGGCAAACGUGCUAAACACUAAUCCACCGUGCCCCCUCACACUCAUCAUAAACACACUCAUCCUAAACACACCCAUUAUAAACACACCCAUUAUUAACACACUCAUCCUAAACACACUCAUUAUAAACACACCCAUCAUAAACACACCCAUUAUUAACACACUCAUCAUAAACAUACUCAUCUUAAACACACCCAUUAUUAACACACCCAUUAUUAACACACCCAUAGUAACACACCUGCCGUUACGUUGUUCUGCGCCUCAAACCGAGCAUAGAAGUCGUUCAGCGCAUCUGGGAGGGAGGCAUCAUCACCACAGGCAGGUUAAGCUGUCUUGUAGUUUGCGAUCACCUGUAUGCCCUGCCACAUACAUGCGCUGGAUGUCUCCGCUGUCCUGGAAGUGGCUGUGGAUUGUCUGAGCAGAGGUAGCUCCUGCUGGUCAGGUUUUCACCUGCUUCAGAACCAGUUUAGAGUCUGAUGAUUGAGGCAGGACACUGUAGAUUUCUUUGGGACAGGGACGAUGGUGGUUGUCUUGAGGCACGUAGGAACAACGGCGCUGCUCAGGGAAAUGUUGAAGAUGUCAGUGAAGACAUCCGCUAGCUGUUCUGCGCAUUCCCUGAGCACCCUGCCAUGAAUGUUGUCUGGUCCAGCAGCCUUCCGUGGGUUAACUCUGCAUAGAGUUCUCCUCAUGUCUGCCAUGGAUAGAGAGAGUACCUGGGGGGGAAGGACGGUCUUCCCUGCCGUUACGUUGUUCAGCGCCUCAAACCAAGCAUAGAAGUCUUUCAGCGCAUCUGGGAGGGAGGCAUCAUCAUCACAGGCAGCUGAAGCUGUCUUGUAGUUCGUGAUCACCUGUAUGCCCUGCCACAUGUGCCGGGUAUCUCUGCUGUCCUGGAAGUGGCUGUGGAUUGUCUGGGUGUGUGCGCGCUUUGCCUCUCUGAUGGCUCGGGACAGUUUGUCCCUUGCUGUACUUAGGGCCGCCCUGUCCCCUGUUCUGAAGGCUAGGUCUCUAGUCUUCAGCAGCGCACACACUUUAGCAGUCAUCCACGGCUCCUGGUUGGAGCGUGUGGUGAUGGUCUUGGAGACGGUCACGUCAUCAGUACACUUGCCAAUGUAGCUGGUCACUGAUGCCGUGUACUCCUCCAAGUUAAUGGUGUCGCUGUUGGUUGCAGCCUCCCUGAAGAAGUUCCAGUCAGUGCACUCAAAGCAGUCCUGAAUAGCAGAGGUAGCUCUGCUGGCCAGGGUUUCACCUGCUUCAGAACCGGUGUAGAGUCUGACCAGUGGUCUGUAUGCUGAAAUUAGCAUAACAGAGAUGUGGUUUGAGUAGCCGAGGUGGGGGCAGGGCUCCGCACAAUACGUUUGUGUAAACAAGAUCCAGCGUGUUUUCCCCUCUCAUUGCAAAGUCCACAUACCGAUGGAAUUUAGGGAGCACUGGCAAGAUUUGCAUGAUUGAAAUCUCCGGCGAUGAUAAACAGUCCGUCAGGGUGAACAUUCUGCAGAUCGCUAAUAGCCCUGUAUAGCUCACUUAGCGCCUCUUUAGCAUUAGCACUAGGGAGAAUCUAAACUCUGACAAUGAAAACAGUGGUGAAUUCCUGUGGUAAAUGGCCUGCAUCUAACAGUCACAAACUCUCCUGACGAUGAGCAGUAACACACCCACCACCACCACGAGUCUUACCGCACAGAGCUGCAUUUCUGUUGCCUCUAAAUGAAGUUAGCCCGUCUAGCUGAAUGGCGGCGUCCGGAACUCUGUCGCUAAGCCACGUCUCUGUGAAAACAAAGAUGCAGCAGUUUCUAAACUCUCGCCAUAUAGUGUGCUCGAGUCGGAUGUGGUCCAGUUUAUUGUCCAGGGAGCAAACAUUGGAGAGUAGAAUGGACGGGAGAGCUGGCCGGCUAGGGUUAGCCUGGCACGGACUCCCGCCCGCUUCCGCUUCCUCGCACACCACCAUUUUUUUUUUUACAUUUAUUUUUCGUGUAACUCGACAUGUAUAAUAUUUUUUGCGUGUGUUCUUUAAAAUGAUUAAAAUUGAGUCAUGUUUAAAACCCAGCAGUCUUGCAGGCUUUUGCCCCCUGCUGUUGAUGAUCACUGACAGAACGUUCAGUACACAGUGUUCAUGUUUGUAAAGCAGUUCUUUGAUGUUACAGGCCAUUGUCUAUCACAAUGGGGGUGUACGGCCUGACGAGUUAUGUUGAAGGAAAUCGGCAGUUCUUCACAGAGCUAAAGCUGAGGAACACCCAUCUUGUGAUUGAUGGCUGCAGCCUGUAUUUCCGUCUGUACUUUACCACUGGCUUGGACCAGAAGAGAGGAGGAGACUACGAUGCUUUUGCUAAUUUGGUUCGUCGUUUUUUUGCCGCUCUGUUUUCAUGCAACGUGAGUCCAUAUGUGGUUUUAGACGGUGGAAUGGACGAGACCGAUAAGAAGUUCAAAACUCUGCGUGAGCGAGCUCAGAGUAAAAUACACGAUGCCCAUAACCUGUCCCGAGGGUCUCAUGGCAGCGUUCUCCCCCUGCUUACACGUGAAGUCUUCAGACAGGUCAUCUGUGAGCUUGGUGUACCAUUGGUGCAGUGUAUCUCUGAAGCUGACUCUGAGAUCGCCUCCCUAGCACAUCAGUGGCGAUGUCCAGUCCUGACCAACGACAGUGACUUUUACAUCUUUGAUUUGUGUGGUGGGUAUCUGCCAAUGACUUUCUUUGAGUGGGAAAAUGUUUGCAAUAAGGCUUCAGAGCCUUACAUUCCUGCACGUCGAUUCACUAUUAACCGCUUUUGCUCACACUUCAACCACAUGAACAAGCAGCUGCUGCCGUUGUUUGCUGUCAUCGCUGGUAAUGACUACACACAUGCAAAAACCACAGAGAUGUUCUUCAGCCGGGUGGAAUUACCAACAGUACCAAGACGGAGGGGAAGUCAAUCUAAUGCUCGGAUUGAAGGCUUUUUGCUCUGGCUGUCAGUGUUUGCCAACCCUGUGUCUGCACUGGAGGAAGUGUUGGAGAUCCUGGGAGGCAAGCAGAAAGGCAACCUCCGGAAACAAAUCACAGCAGGAAUCCAGGAUUAUCAGCUUCCAUCUAUCAGCGGUCUGGCCCAGUUCUUUGCAAACCAUCAACUACAAACAUAUGAGCUGCAGAAGCUUCCGGCAGCAUUGAUGUCACAGCCAGAGUGGUUCUUGAAGCAGACCAUGUCAGGCAGAAUGCCCCCUCUGGCGCUGGAUAUUCUGGUGCAUAAGAGAGCCAUUUUGAUAGCUCAGGUAGAGAAUAGUCGUCUGCCUAGUAGCCACGAAGCCUCACUGAAAAUUCGCAAGACGAUCUAUGGCCUUCUCCUUCUCAGGAAUGUGAUGCAGGGUAAUGCUGGUUGUGGACAGAGGGGUAGAGGACGGGGUGGCAUGAAGAAGGCAGCUUUGACUGAUUAUUCUCAAAGUUUAAGUGCCUUGUAUGUUGUGGAGGAGUAUGACAGGCUUGAGCUCAGUCUAAGGAAAACCACAGUGGAGGCUCAGCUACCUUUACAGCUUCCACAGCUGAGCCUGAACACUUUAGAGCAGGUGGCCAUAUCUGUGAGACGCAGGGUGUUGUUAGGAACUCUGGGAGUGAUGGAGCAGGUGCUGCAGCAUGUUGAACCACAUCUCCACCUGCCUCUGUGUGUGACGUAUUUUUGGGUCCAUUCCUCCAAACCAAAGCCCAGCCAUUCACUGCUCCAGUGUAUGCUUCUAGGGCUAGUGUAUGGCGAACUCUGCAGAAACAGGUCCAAGUUUGGGGAUCCAAUACAUGCUGCUGUUGCUGUGGUCUGCCAGAGAUUAGACCAACUGAGAAUGAACCCCAAUCAAAGGAGUGGUGUAGACUUGGGCGUGGCUCAUUCUCUCAGCCAAUGGCAGUCUUGUAUGUGGGCUGGGAUAUGCCUGAACCAGCUGAUGUGUUUUCCAGUCCCUGAGCCUCACUGUGCCUGGCUGUUCAGUGGUACUUUGCUGCACGGUUUAGAGGCUGUACUGAGAAGAGGUCAGCAGGCUGAGUCCCUGUUAGCAGCUGCUCCUGUUGCUUUGCAGCUUUACUCCACCCUGUUUGGGGUCAUACAGGGGUUUGAGUUCCACCCCCACCACCAGUCUGCCCAGCACACUGCACCAUAUCCAGCAACAGCAGGACCCAGCAGGCAGAGAGGGCGGGGCGGAAGGCAGCGAGGCGCUGGUGGUCGAGGGAGGCACAGCAGACGCCGAGGGGGUGGGGCUGCUGCUGCUGAUUUGAAUAACAGGUUUGGGAUGCUCACCUGUGAGGAUGAGUCAGAUGAAGAAUGAGGAUGAGUCAAAUGAGGAAGAGGAUGAGUCAGAUGAGGAUGAGUCAGAUGAGGAAUGAAAAGUAGAUUAAGGAGACGAUGAAUUAAUUCAUUCCAGUUAUUUUAUUCAGAUUUCUAGAUUAUAUCGCAAUGAAAUGGUUCUAUUCAUUCAUAACACUUCAUAAUGCAGCUGUGCUUUUGCCUUGUUUUUUUACAGAGCAGGUGUCUGUGUGCUUUAUAAAAAAACUACCAAAGAAACUACAGUAAUCUCUUUAAGAUCUAUUAUAUAGUGCAGUACUUUUUAAGCUUUUUAAAACUUUUUUAUUCUACAGAAUAUAACACAAUGAAAUGCCUUGUUUAUUUUUCUUACCAUGAAGUAAAGGUUGGGGACGAAGGACCGAUGAUACGGUAACACUGGAGGAUAAUAGCAUUGUUAACAGUGCUGUUUACUCUUCAGUGUGCAAAUAUCGUGCUAAUAUUUCCUGUUGUACAAUAAUCAUUGUGAGAAGAGCAUGGCGUAUUUGCUCAGUGUCUUGUCUCGGUGGAUCACAGCAGGGUUCGUUUGUUUAAGAAGAAACCAAUGGGAUGGUUUUAGCUUCCAGUCCUGAUAGAGUUUGUGUUGAAACCCAAGACUGUUUACUGAAUCCACAGAAUUAACGUCUGUAAAUGUACAGCUGUCUAUUAAAUCCAUCCGUGUGUUAGUAAGAACAAGAGUAUUUCAGUCAAUGAACUGUUUUAUAAAUGUUUCACCAUUAAAUCAGAAUUCAUGAAUGUUUAUGACACCUUUUAUGUGAAUCAUGACAUUUGACACAAUUGUGGAUGUUUGUAUACUAAAAUUUUUUUUUUUUGUGUGUUUGUAUUUUUCAUUAAAGCUAAACUGCAAACAAACCACAUUAUAAUUCAUUCACUGUAAAUCGCUCAGCUUUACAGAUUGUUGCAGUAAAGUUGCAAACUCAUGAUUCUUUAAUAUUCCAUUGAGUUUGUGUAGAAGUAGAAAUGAAGAUGUGUCCAUACACGUUUGUUUGCCUGUUUGACAGAAAACGACUUACACCACACAGCUACACAGCAUCUUCCUGUGUGUUAGAUCAGCUUGCUUUGUGGAAAAUACGGUUUAUUUGCUACACACUACUGUCUCCCAUCUACACCAUCUCUCAACUGGGCUAAAGGCAAGAUGUUCUACUGGGUACAAAACAAUGCAAAGCAUCAGAUCGUGGUCAAGUUUUUCCAGAAAAGGAUGAGCAGAUUCCACAAGUCAGCUAUUACCCUGGCAGUUACACAUUCUGACAUCUCAUCUCUGAUGAACUGAAGGUUCGGUGUAUGCUUAUGGACUGAGGGACUGAAUGGAGAACUGUGUGAAGGUGUUUCUCAUUAACUUGCCUGAAUCUGAACAGUUAAAAUGAGAGUACAUAUGAGAUAAGUGUAAGAGUCAAAGUUCUAUUAAACUCCAUAACAAGGCUAAA
This is a messenger RNA of Tachysurus vachellii, 6026 nucleotides long. RefSeq names its product asteroid homolog 1b (gene aste1b). Lineage: Eukaryota; Metazoa; Chordata; Actinopteri; Siluriformes; Bagridae. The record is from RefSeq and is a predicted model, not a curated record. Bases 2474 to 4588 code for a protein of 704 amino acids. The transcript is spliced from 4 exons.